CCCAGCCCGAGCGCCCCGAGCCUCCCUUCUACCCCCGGGCCGGAGCGUGAGCCCCGUGGGCGCCCGCCGCGCCCCAGCUCGGCCACGGCGCGCAUGCGCGGCCGGGCGAGGGGGAGGGGCGCGAGGCGCGGGCGACCGGGUGCCGGGCCGAGACCCGGGGCCGCGCGGUGGGAGGGCGCCGCGGACGGGGUGGGUGGGCGGCGCUGGCGUCUGGGACGGCGACGCGGGGCCCGCAGCCGAGCGCGCUGGGGUGAGCACGGAGCGGAGUCCGCGGCGCUUUGCGAGUGGAAAGUUUCGCGCGUGGAGUUCGUAUGGCUGUAGGAGGCCUCCUCACUGGAGAGGCAGAGUCCUUGUGUGGCCCCCUGCCUUGCACACAGCCUGUGCCCUCGGGAGUGCAGCUUGCAGGCUACAGCAGUGCCCUUCUAGACCCAUCUGCUUCUGCCCAGUCUCUGGGCCCUCCAGACCUACCUCAAUUCAGUCCCCACACUCUGCUACCUGCUGCACUCUCCCACAGUGGUAUCCAUGGGCUCUGCAGACCACCGGUUUAACCUCGCAGAGCUCUUGUCACAGAACUACAGCCUCCGAGAGGGCUGUGCUGAGGCCCCGCAGUGCCCUGACAAGCCGGAGGACCAGCUGGACAAGGACUUCAUCGCGCAGAGCAGUGACAUGCCCCUGGAUGAGCUGCUUGCACUGUAUGGGUACGAGGCAUCAGACCCUAUCUCUGAGCAGGAGAGCAAGGGUGGAGACGCAGCCCCAACCCUCCCGGACAUGACCUUGGACAAGGAGCAGAUAGCCAAGGACUUGCUUUCUGGGGAAGAGGAGGAAGAGACGCAGUCCUCCGCUGAUGACCUUACCCCAUCUGUCACCUCCCACGAGGCCUCGGACCUCUUCCGUAACCAGACUCGGUUCUUGGCUGGUGAUAAUGGCCCAGGCUCUUCGGUCUCCUCCGACACUGAGGAGGACACGCUUCCUGCCAACAAGUGCAAGAAGGAGAUCAUGGUGGGGCCUCAGUUCCAGGCUGACCUCAACAUCCUGCACUUGAGCCGACAUUGCGACAAGAUCUAUGAGAAUGAAGACCAGCUGCUGUGGAGCCCCAGCGUGCUCCCGGAGCGGGAGGUGGAAGAGUUCCUGUACAGAGCAGUGAAGCGGAGGUGGCAGGAGAUGGCUGGCCCCCAGAUCCCAGAGGGCGAGGUGGUUAAGGACAGUGAACAGGCGCUGUACGAGCUGGUGAAGUGUAAUUUCAACGUGGAGGAGGCCCUGCGCAGACUGAGGUUCAACGUAAAAGUGAUCAGAGAUGGGCUCUGCGCCUGGAGUGAGGAAGAGUGCAGGAACUUUGAACAUGGCUUCCGUGUUCACGGGAAGAACUUUCACCUGAUCCAGGCCAACAAGGUGCGCACGCGGUCAGUGGGCGAGUGUGUGGAGUAUUACUACCUGUGGAAGAAAUCUGAGCGUUAUGAUUACUUUGCCCAGCAGACGCGGCUGGGCCGGAGAAAGUUCGUCUCCUCUGGAAUCACGGAUGGUGAGCAGGACCUGGAUGGCCUUGACCCCGAUGGCCCUGCCCGGUUGCGCCCUGAGCAGGAGUCUGAGGCAGGGGUGCCCAUAGAACUACCGAGUGUGGACAUUGCAGCUGGUGGUCUCGAUCAGCCCGGAGUGGGCUCAGCUGAGCUCCCAUCCUCAGAGCCAAAACCAUGUUCGUUCCAGCCUCUGGAGGAGCCCCCUGCUGUGGCCUCACUCCAGCAGCCCAGCAGCCUGGCUGUCCCGGCUGAACUCCCACUGGUGGUGGCUGCUGCCACUGCCACUCCUGCUCCAGAGCCGGGCACCAGCCCCAGACUAGCUGUGGACCUUGCCCUACCUGAGGAACUGCCCCUUGUGUCCAGCCCUGUGGAUCUGAGCGAGGAUACUGCAGAGCCCAUGGCUCCAGCACAGAUGGCCUUGUCAGUCACUGAAUUUGGACUCAUUGGCAUUGGAGAUGUGAACCCCUUCCUAACUGGCCACCCCACGUGCCCAGCCUCCACACUGCGCUCGGAGCCUUUGUCACAGUGCAAUGUGAUGACCUGUUGACCCCUGGUCAUCUGUGGGCACGUGCGCUCAGAAUGGACAUGGCAGCACUGCCAGGCCUGCCCGUCAGUCUUCCUGACCCCUCCCCCGCAGGCCUGCGUGGUGCCUCCUUUGCUUCAGAACAUGAUGGGACUCAGUGAAGUGGUCAGGGCCACACAGACCACAGACCUCAGCAUCCAGUACCGCCACAGCCCCUGGCUGCUACCAUGCCAUGGAGUCACCCUGGAACUGGGCUCAGAGAGGGCCCAUCCCCACGUGGACCCAGCGAUGGGCCUCAGACUGCAGGGGCUGGGCAGACUCAUUAUGAACCAGCAGCCUCUGCCCAGGCGCCCUCCACAGGCCAACUCCUUCCCCACCUCAGCGGGGUUGUGGCCGCCAGCCUCUGCUCAGCGUGGGACCCUGGGGCACAGAGCCAUAUACCUCGCCCUGUGGCCGCCCUUUCUCAGCCCUUUGCCGUCUCCACUUCAGGAAAAGCCGCACUUUAUACCCCACUGCCUCCUGCCCGCACCCCUCCCCUGUGCUGAGGUGGGGCCUCAGCAGCCCUGGUGGUCCGUUCCCUUCCUGCCCCUCUCCUUGGGGCACCUUUGGGUACCGCUCUGGAAGCACCACCCUGCAGUCCUCCUGUCCUGAGGGUCUCAUUUCUUUGGAGGCUCCUAGCAGGGUGGCUGGGUCCGUCCGUCUCGUCCUCGGCCUCCCUCGUUUUAUUUAUGUUGGUGUUUACAAUUUGGAGUGGGGUCCCUGGGCAGGCAGCUCCGCCCGGUGUUGGCAGAGCGGUGCUGUUUGAGCCUGUGUGGCUGGAAUGGACCGUCCCUCGCCCCACCGAGGACACUGUGAUGUGAGACUGCCUUUGCCCAACUCUAUUUUAUUUAUUAAACUUGAUUUGAAGCCUG
Messenger RNA from Alexandromys fortis (reed vole), 2948 nucleotides. RefSeq names its product MIER family member 2 (gene Mier2). The transcript is spliced from 14 exons. Gene Ontology annotation, cellular component: nucleoplasm. The record is from RefSeq and is a predicted model, not a curated record. Gene Ontology annotation, biological process: negative regulation of transcription by RNA polymerase II. Gene Ontology annotation, molecular function: histone deacetylase binding; transcription corepressor activity. Bases 523 to 2061 code for a protein of 512 amino acids. NCBI's taxonomy places the organism in Eukaryota, Metazoa, Chordata, Mammalia, Rodentia, Cricetidae.